Lichtheimia ornata is the source of this 1689-nucleotide messenger RNA. RefSeq lists its product as uncharacterized. The transcript is spliced from 10 exons. The coding region runs from base 1 to 1689 and encodes 562 amino acids. Lineage: Eukaryota; Fungi; Mucoromycota; Mucoromycetes; Mucorales; Lichtheimiaceae. The record is from RefSeq and is a predicted model, not a curated record. Gene Ontology annotation, molecular function: metal ion binding.
AUGUCGAAAAAGCCCAGCUUUUUGCAAACGUCACAGGGUAUACCUGUUGAACCUGUUACGCAUCAGUCGUCUCUAUCAGAAUCCAUACAAAAGACAAGCCCCAAUUUAGGGGUUCCAAUGCAUCAUGAUUCGGGAUCCGACAGAUCAGAUAUUCUGCUGUCACCAACAAAGAACGGCGAAUGCUACCCAGUGGACAAUGCAACAGUUGCGGAUAAGGACGCUAUUAUCAGACACAUAAGCAAGUACUAUAGUGGAUCUGGAUACAAGGGAUUUGAAGAUACUGAGAGCGCAAAAAAUGUCAUGGAGAUGAUGGCCAUUCGAAUGCCGCCUGAGCUGCAACGUGCAAUUUUCAAGAUUAUACAGCAGACAUCGUCCCAUGAGGUACUUGAUAGUAUUGCGAAUUCUGCUGAAUUCAGCAGUCGUUGCAAUGAUUAUAUCACGGAAGCAAUCGAAAAAUGCAAUUGGAUCUUACUGGAAGAUUUGAUCAAGUCUCUUAAGCAUAUACCCAUGAAACUGCAUAUGCUUAUGACAUAUGGGAUAGGACGAGCGGUUCGACGAAUAAGAGAUAAAGCGAAGCAGGCUGAUAAAGGACAGCUGGAACAGCAGGCUGAAGAACUAAUGCGGCAAUGGGCUGCUAUGAAAGAAAAACUCAACGGUGAUGAUUCCUCCACAGGGUCAAAUUCAAAUACACGUCUGGCUUUACAAAAGGAUCCUCCACAGCGUGCCAAAGCUAUCACAACCAAGGACUUCUUUACGAGCCUCGUCUCCACCAACAAACCAAGAGCAAGCUAUGUUAUUCGGCCAGCAACACACAGCAACACCGCCUCUGGAACAGAUAGCAGCCUAGAGGAUUGGAAGAGCUCUGCGUCAGGAAUGAUUAAACGACCCCUAGGCGAUCAAAACGAUCGGCCUUCCCGAAAGCGGGUGCGAUUUGAAGCAGACCAUCGGCUAGUACAGAUACGGGAAUAUGAUGUUGAUCCGGAAGAAUGGGAGAUGUUGAAUCCUAUCCCUGAUGAUAAGAGGCCUGGUGUUAUUGAUACGCCUGAAGCGCAGCAUCAGCGUGCUCGUGAGACUAUCGUACCUGCUGCAGUAUAUGCCAGCCCACAGCAGAUACCUCCAUCUCCAGCUGAACCACAGCAGGCGGAUAUUAUCGAGAACAAUGUUCAUGUUAAAGUCAUUCCGUUAGACGACGUUACAGCGCAGGAAAACUAUUCAUAUGCACACCCUGAAGAAGUAUCUGACAAUUUUCUACCUACACAGCAAGGAUCUCCAGUGGGAACAACUGUGGCCGUGCCAACUGUACCUCAGGUGAAUAUCACCCCUUUGAUGGAAAACACCGAGCCGCAACCAUCAGUAACCCAAGUAUCGCAAAUGCUAUUGAACAAUCCUGGAAUCAUGCAGAUGUUCCUAGAUAUGCUCCAAUCUCAGCAGCCUGAAUCUGCUGAUCUUCUGCCGGAGCGUGACACGCGUGUACACCCAUCACAACUUGUAGAUACCAAACAAGAUGGUAGAGCAAGUAGUUCUCGAGAGAGCACCUCAAGCCCUGAUAUCCGCUAUGAGACUCAUGCAGCGAGGCAAAGUGGACAACGACCUAGAAGAAAACGACCGCCAAAAUGCAGGUAUUUUGGGACAUAUCGUGGGUGCCGAUUUGGUGACAACUGCAACUUUCUCCAUGAACGCGAACCUUAA